AGCGGGUGAGGCCGGCGGGCGGGCGGGAUAGCAUCGCAAUCGCAAGCAAAGCAAAUCCAAGCGGCUUCCUCCCUCCUAUCUGCAGAUCCCCCACCGACUGCCCCCUCCCCCAGGCCGCCGCCUCCAUUAAUGGCCGCCACCAAGAACCCUCCAACCCCCUCCUGACCUCCCUCCCGACUCGCCUCCGUCGCCGUCCGUUCCCCACGCCCUCUGCCUGUACGUUCUUGGUCGGCCUAAAGGAAGGAGGAAGCGAAGGGUGGGGGUGGGGCGAACCGGUUGGGGCCAGGCCAUCGAUGCUGAGCUCGGCAUCCUCGGCGGGGGCGGGGAUGGGGGUGGGGGGAGGGUACCCGCCGCCGCAGCGCGGGGCGGCGGUGUUCACCGCGGCGCAGUGGGCGGAGCUGGAGCAGCAGGCGCUCAUAUACAAGUACCUCAUGGCCGGCGUCGCCGUCCCGCCCGAUCUCCUCCUCCCCGUCCGCCCCAGCCCCCAUUCCGCCGCCGCCGCCUUCUCCUUCGCCAGCCCCGGCGCCGCCGCGUCACCUUUCUACCAUCACCACCACCCGUCCCUGAGUUACUACGCGUACUACGGGAAGAAGCUGGACCCGGAGCCGUGGCGGUGCCGCCGCACCGACGGCAAGAAGUGGCGGUGCUCCAAGGAGGCGCACCCCGACUCCAAGUACUGCGAGCGCCACAUGCACCGUGGCCGCAACCGUUCAAGAAAGCCUGUGGAAUCCAAGACCGCCUCGCCUGCGCAUCCGUCGCAGCAGCCCCAGUUGUCCACCGUGACAACGACCACCCGCGAGACCGCGCCCAUUGACUCCCUCACCGUGGGGGGUAAAACUCAUGGCCUGUCUCUCGGUGGGGCUGGCUCAUCGCAGCUUCACGUCGAUGCUUCGAAUGCUCAUUAUCGUUAUGGCAGCAAGUACCCUCUUGGAGCUAAAGCUGAUGCUGGCGAACUGAGCUUCUUCUCCGGAGCAUCAGGAAACUCCAGGUGCUUCACUAUUGAUUCCCCAACAGAAAACUCAUGGAACUCCCUGCCGUCCAAUGUGCCCCCAUUUACACUGUCAAAGAGUAGAGAUUCUGGUCUCCUGCCUGGUACCUACUCCUAUUCCCAACUGGAGCCGCCACAGGAGCUUGGCCAGGUCACCAUCGCCUCCCUGUCCCAGGAGCAGGAGCGCCACUCUUUCAGCAGCGGAGCUGGUGGGUUGCUAGGAAAUGUGAAGCAGGAGAACCAGCCGCUGAGGCCCUUCUUCGAUGAGUGGCCUGGGACGCGGGAUUCAUGGUCGGAGAUGGACGACGCAAGGUCCAAUAGGACCUCUUUCUCAACGACUCAGCUCUCAAUCUCCAUCCCAAUGCCCAGAUGUGAGUUUCCUAUGGGCGAUUGAGAAGCUCGUGCUGCCUCAAGGUGGGGUUGUGUGACGUGCAUCAGGCAUUGUACUCGCCGUUAGCGAGUCGUUCACCCGGAGAAUGAUCAGCCAUGGCGUGCCUGCGCUCCCCCGAACUAUUUCUUUCACUGUAUCGCACUAAGAGCUCUUUGUAAGAGCAGGCUCCCUUAUGGAUCAAUGGAGCCCAUAGAACUCAUUCUUGUUUUUUAAGGUAUUACCACGCUUUGUAUUGUAUCCGGACCCAGGACCGUCAGUUGUCGAUUGCAGUAGAUGAUGCAAGUGUUUGUGUGCUUU
Messenger RNA from Panicum virgatum (switchgrass), 1676 nucleotides. RefSeq names its product growth-regulating factor 5-like. The record is from RefSeq and is a predicted model, not a curated record. Gene Ontology annotation, biological process: developmental process; regulation of DNA-templated transcription; DNA-templated transcription. Lineage: Eukaryota; Viridiplantae; Streptophyta; Magnoliopsida; Poales; Poaceae. The transcript has 4 exons. Gene Ontology annotation, cellular component: nucleus. The coding region runs from base 294 to 1382 and encodes 362 amino acids. Gene Ontology annotation, molecular function: ATP binding.